AUGAGCAGCUUCCAAGCAGGACCGUCUGCCAGGCAGAGCGGGUGCCCUUUGAUUGUUGGUUAUGAAUGCAUCCGCAGUAUUAAUUGGCCAUGGCUGGAUAGCGGGGGACGAGGAGGAAAGCGAAACGAAGAGGGAAAAGCGGCUAUGCGGGGGAAUGGCGCGACGGAGCGUCAACGCGAAGCCAGGCAGCCAGCCAGCCAGCAAGCAACCUCAGGAAUGGCAGCGUCAGUCCGUCGUACUAUUCUUGUAUUCCUGUAUGGAGGGAAGAACGUGAGAAACGGCAAGUUUACCAGUCUUUACCCGUUUGGUACCCACACAGCCAAAUCACACGGCGCCAACGGUGGCUGCGGAUCUGUGCGGUACCGUAUGGAGUGGUGGCUCCAUCUGCAAGGUGCAUUAGGGUAUGGAUCACAAUCCACUAGACCUCUCAGAGGAGCCGCGGUGGAUGCCCGGACACACCCGUGGUAUAGGCAUCUAGUCACUAGCUACAUCCACUUAACUGUACCUAGCUGCACAGUUAUCUAG
This is a messenger RNA of Aspergillus niger, 525 nucleotides long. RefSeq lists its product as hypothetical. Lineage: Eukaryota; Fungi; Ascomycota; Eurotiomycetes; Eurotiales; Aspergillaceae. Bases 1 to 525 code for a protein of 174 amino acids. The transcript is spliced from 4 exons. The record is from RefSeq and is a predicted model, not a curated record.